GUCCCCCAGCCCCUUCCUGGGUGGGGAGGGUGAAAGCCGGGCAGCUGUGGCGGCCGGAGAGUCUCUGAGUAGCGGGACCAUCGGCUGCCCGGCUGCACCACGCUUCCCUUCCGUCCUGAGUGCUGCCCGGAGCUGAGCCGCCUCCCGUCCUCACCGCAGGCGCAAGAGAACGGCCCCAGACUCGCUGGCUUCUGAGGGCGGGCGGGGUUCCGCGGGCCCCUGUUCCUCAGAUUCUGCAGCCUGGCCUUGCAGACCUUCUUGUCAGCCCUGGCACCCCACCCCUCCCCGACCCUGGUUCCCCAUCAUCCGUCCGCGGGGAGCCCCAAGGUGUAUAUGGCGUGCCCGCCCCGUCUCCAAGGGUUUCGUGCGAGCCCCCAGAGAAGGCAGGGCCAGGCCUGUUUCUCUGAGCGCAGCCGGGGUGGUGCCUCUCAGAUCCCAUCCGCGCGCCGCCUUCCCUCGCGGAGUUCCCUCAGUUUCCCUCCGGGGCCCAGCCGGGGAAUCCGAGCCGCUGCGGCGGGAGGGGGCGGCGGGAAAUGGUGCCUCGCUCGCCCCAGCGACAUCAAACCCUCGUUUGGCGCGCGGGGACAAUGGCCGUCUUAUUUUCUCCAUUCGCCUUGCACAAUGCCGGACUCUCUCAUUCACCCGCGGCGGUGCGAGCGAGCCAUGUCGGACUUCCGCGUGCACCCCCAGGCCACCGUGGGAGAGGAAGGCGGCGUGGCCCGCUUCCAGUGCCAAAUCCACGGGCUUCCCAAACCCCUGAUCACGUGGGAGAAGGACAGAGUCCCCAUCGACACGGACAACGAGAGGUACACCUUGCUGCCCAAGGGGGUCCUGCAGAUCACAGGACUGCGGGCUGAGGACAGUGGCGUCUUCCACUGUGUGGCCUCCAACAUUGCCGGUGUCCGGGUCAGCCACGGGGCCAGGCUCACCGUGUCAGGCUCUGGCUCCAGGGCCUACAAGGAGCCGACCAUCCUCGUGGGGCCUGAGAACCUCACCCUGACCGUGCACCAGACCGCGGUGCUGGAGUGCGUCGCUACGGGCAACCCGCGCCCCAUUGUGUCCUGGAGCCGCCUGGAUGGCCGCCCCAUCGGCGUGGAAGGCAUCCAGGUGUUGGGCACAGGAAACCUCAUCAUCUCAGACGUGAGUGUCCAGCACUCGGGCGUCUACGUCUGUGCGGCCAACAGGCCCGGCACCCGGGUGAGGAGAACAGCGCAAGGCCGGCUGGUAGUGCAAGCCCCAGCAGAGUUUGUGCAGCAUCCACAGUCCAUCUCCAGGCCGGCCGGGACCACGGCCAUGUUCACGUGCCAGGCCCAGGGGGAGCCCCCCCCUCACGUUACCUGGUUGAAGAACGGACAGGUGCUGGGGCCAGGGGGGCAUGUCCGGCUCAAGAAUAACAACAGCACCCUGACUAUCUCUGGAGUCGGGCCUGAAGAUGAGGCCAUCUAUCAAUGCGUGGCCGAGAACAGCGCGGGCUCCUCGCAGGCCAGCGCCCGGCUGACCGUGCUGUGGGCCGAGGGGCUGCCCGGGCCCCCCCGCAACGUGCAGGCGGCCUCCGUGUCAUCCACUGAGGUCCGUGUGUCCUGGAGCGAGCCCCUGGCCAACACCAAGGACAUCAUCGGCUACGUCCUGCACAUCAGAAAGGCUGCCGACCCACCGGAGCUGGAGUACCAGGAAGCAGUGAGCAAGAGCACCCUGCAGCACGUGGUCAGCGACCUGGAGCCCUCCACAGCCUACAGCUUCUACAUCAAGGCCUACACGCCCAGGGGGGCCAGCUUGGCCUCCAUCCCCGCCGUGGCCAGCACCCGGGGUGAAGCCCCCACCUCACCCCUGCUGUCGGUGCGGGUCCUGGGCAGCACCUCCCUGCAGCUGCUGUGGGAGCCCUGGCCCCGGCUGGCGCAGCAUGAGGGCGGCUUCAAGCUGUUCUACCGCCCAGCGAGCAAGGCCUCGUUCACCGGCCCCAUCCUGCUGCCCGGAACUGUCUCCUCCUACAACCUCAGCCGGCUCGACCCCUCCGCGGUGUACGAGGUGAAGCUACUUGCCUAUAACGAGCAUGGGGACAGCAACGCCACCAUCCGCCUAGUGUCCCUGAGGGGCGCGACUGAGAGGGCCAUCCUGAGCCCACCCUGCGACUGCCGGAAGGAGGAAGCUGCCAACCAGACAUCCACGGCCGGCAUCGUGGUCGGCAUCCACAUCGGGGUCACCUGCAUCAUCUUCUGUGUCCUCUUCCUCCUGUUUGGCCAAAGGGGCAGAGUGCUCUUGUGUAAGGACGUGGAAAACCAGCUCUCCCCUCCUCAGGGCCCCCGGAGCCACAGGGACCCCAGCAUCCUGGCCCUGAAUGGGAUGGGGCCAGGAGAGCAGGAGGAGAAACGCGGCGUGGGCUGCGUGGACGUGAAGGAGCUGGAGCAGCUGUUCCCCUUGGCGGGGGCGGCAGAACAACCCAAACCCAGGCCCACACAGGAUCCCGCAGGUCCCGCUCCGUGUGACGAGACCCAGCGCGCCGUGGUGCCACUGCAGGGCUUCAGCCUUCUGGAGGGGAGGACCCCAGAGGCCAAGGCCAAGGGCCCCUGUGCAGCCCCCGGCCUGGUCAGCGAGGCACCAGCUGCGCAGUCCGCUUGCAUGGGCCAGUAGCCAGUGUGUGGCAGGCGUGGCGGCGGCAGCCCCCCAAUCUCAGGUCAAAGCAAGAUUUCUCCUGUCCUGUGGGGUCCGGGGUGGGGGUGGGGGGCCCGGGCUGCCCCACAUUUUCAUCCUGACUGCCCCUGGGCUUGUCAAGACCUGCAGCAGGCACGGCAAAGACCUCCCCAGGGAGCCGGCAGGGUGGAGGGAGGCAAGCCCGUCACCCACCUGGCAGAGAAAAGAGCGAGCGAGCAAGCGAGGAGUGACCCAGACUUCAGGCCCGCAGCCCCACUGGGGAGCCCCCCCAGCACUGCCUGCAGCCUGCUUGUUCCUCAGGACGGAAUUUGCUAUGUGCGUCCAGCACCUACCUCAGCCGGAAUGAAUGUCCUUGGGUGGGGGUGGGGCCCUGGCCUCACCCCUACAACCCAUGUGCACUCCUACCUCAGCCCGCCACGGGCCUCCCUCCCCCCUACAACCUUGUUGUCCAGAGUUGAAGAAAGAAAAAGACAAAAAAAAAAAAAAAAAAAAAGAAAAGAAAAGAAAAGAAAAGAAAAAGGCACGUCCCAUUUCUAGGUGUGAGAGAAGACAGCUACCUCAAGGCUCGGGUGCUGCUACUGGACCCUCCCUCUGCAGUCCCAGCUGUGCCCCCCACCCCAGAAAGGCUCAGGCCAGAGGACAGGGGCGACCUCUGGGGCCCACAGAAAUGAAGAUGGAAUUGGUCAGAGAAAAUGUGAAAAAAAAAAAAAAGCCAAAAAUUAGAGGAAAGGUGUUCCUGGAAGAAGUAGAAAUUGUCCCAGUUGGCCAUGCCCCAGCCUGCCGCCCAUGCCCCAUCUCCGAUGGUCCAGUCUGCUCAGACCCCACCCUGCCCACCUGGGCCUGGGAGUGAGGACAUCAGCUGCGGCCUGCCUCCUGUCCCGCCCAGAGGCAGGGCCUGUGGAAGGUGCCGCACGGGUGACAAGUGGCAGGUGGCAGGUGCACGUGUGGGCGGUGUCCUCCGUCUCAUGGGACACAGCCGGCCUGGCCCAGCCCUUGGACAGCCACUGAGCUAUUUUUUUAUACAAGGUGUGUUUAGGGUUACUACGUCCUGUGACUUUUUCUCUUUUUCUGUUAUGUUGCUCUCCGAACUACUUAAUUAAAGAAUGGAAGAAAAAAAAAAAAACAAGGAGACAAAUACCUAUUUUUGGUUAUACUCAGAGGCAUUUUUUUAAAUAGCAGAAGGAAAAACUUUUUUUUUUUUUUAAGAAAAUAAAAGCUAAGUGUAUUCCUUAAGAUUGAGAUUAGAAUGUAAAGCCCCGCCCACCACCCUCCGGAGCAGCCCGAGGUCGGAAGUUGUGCUGUUUUCCUAGGGAGCUGGAGCCGGGCCUUGUGGACCCCGCACGGCCGACUCGCUUCUUCUCCCAGGUGAUGGCUGGACGCCGAGGGCCUCCUCCCCCUGGGGGUGGGGACUUGGGGGCCACCUGGCCUCUCUUGGGUUUUGUCACACUCAUUUUGACUGAAUAAAAGUCAUGUUGCCAAAGUGAA
This is a messenger RNA of Oryctolagus cuniculus (rabbit), 4134 nucleotides long. NCBI's taxonomy places the organism in Eukaryota, Metazoa, Chordata, Mammalia, Lagomorpha, Leporidae. The record is from RefSeq and is a predicted model, not a curated record.